Messenger RNA from Fundulus heteroclitus (mummichog), 3266 nucleotides. It is a transcript of the gene hbs1l, whose product is annotated as HBS1-like translational GTPase. Gene Ontology annotation, biological process: translation. Gene Ontology annotation, molecular function: GTP binding; GTPase activity. The transcript has 18 exons. Lineage: Eukaryota; Metazoa; Chordata; Actinopteri; Cyprinodontiformes; Fundulidae. The record is from RefSeq and is a predicted model, not a curated record. The coding region runs from base 122 to 2227 and encodes 701 amino acids.
CAGUUUUACUUUGCUAUACGUUGCACAGAAGCGACCUCAAUGGCUGUCGGGGUGGUGAUGCACAUGUCCGCGAGCUGAAUAACAUUCACUCCGGGACGGAUAGGGGGAAUUCGCUGGCAAAAUGUCUCGCCACAGAAAUGUUCGAGGAUACAACUAUGAUGAAGACUUUGAAGAUGAUGACAUGUUUGGACAGUCUGUGGAGGAUGACUACUGUAUUUCACCAGCAACAGCCAAUCAGUUCAUCUAUUCACGCCGGGAGCUGCAAGCACCGAAAGAGGAGACUUUGGAGGAGGAAGAAUAUGAAGAUGAGGAUGUUCCCAUGUCCCCUUGUGUUGAUCUCAACCUUGACCCUCUUGAUCAAGCGAAGCUGUACUCCUGUCUGGACCACAUGCGGGCAGUACUGGGAGACGCAGUGCCAGACUCCGUCCUGACCCAGGCUGCCUUGAAACACGGAUUUGACCCGCAGAAGGCGCUGGAUGCAGUGCUGUGUGACGACACUAAAACGGCCCCGGUCACCAGAAGUGGAACCGAAGACGUGCCGUUAGUUGACCGAGUCGUCCAGGAGAAGACGCCUCUUCCACAGAGAACCAAACAGGAGACUGUGGCUGAGAAAGCUAAAAGCAGAGAUGCGGCUCCCGAUAAACUGGACUCGGAGGUGGUUCCCAAAGUGGCCCGAAUGACCGUCUCUGGGAAGAAGCAGACUAUGGGCUUUGAUGUUCCCAGCUCGGGGGAAAAUGGCGUCAUCGCAUGCCCUGCACGGCGAGGCGACAGCCCUGAAAACACCAAGGCAACUCCGGCCUCUGAGGCCGCCUCCAAACGUCCUGAGACCCCAUCUAAAGGAUUAAACGCAGACGAGGGCUCCGCCGCUGCUACACCAGGACGCUCCGGAAAGGCACGGCAGGCGAUCAACAUCAAGGCAGAGCUGGAGAAGAGACAAGGCGGCAAACCUCUGUUAAAUUUAGUAGUUAUAGGUCAUGUGGAUGCAGGUAAGAGCACACUGAUGGGCCACUUGCUUUAUCUGCUGGGGAACGUCAACAAGCGCACCAUGCACAAGUACGAACAGGAGUCGAAAAAGGCCGGAAAAGCCUCCUUUGCCUACGCCUGGGUUCUGGACGAAACCGGCGAGGAGAGGGACAGAGGGGUGACGAUGGAUGUGGGCAUGACAAAGUUUGAGACCAACUCUAAGGUGGUGACUCUCAUGGACGCCCCAGGACACAAAGACUUCAUUCCCAACAUGAUCACAGGCGCUGCACAGGCUGACGUCGCGGUGCUUGUGGUGGACGCCAGCAGAGGAGAGUUUGAGGCAGGCUUCGAAGCAGGCGGUCAGACCAGAGAGCACGCCCUGCUAGUGCGCUCGCUGGGUGUCACUCAGCUCGCUGUAGCCGUCAACAAGAUGGACCAGGUGAGCUGGCAGCAGGAGCGCUUCCAAGAAAUCAGCUCGAAGCUCGGCCAUUUUCUGAAGCAGGCAGGAUUCAAGGAGUCUGAUGUUUUCUUCGUCCCAACCAGUGGCCUGUCAGGAGAAAACCUCACUGCUAGAAGUACAGUAUCAGAGCUGACCUGUUGGUACAAAGGUCCCAGCCUACUGGAGCAGAUUGAUGCCUUCAAAGCCCCUCAGCGAUCAAUAGACAAGCCGUUCAGACUGUGCGUCUCAGAUGUGUUCAAAGACCAGGGCUCAGGCUUCUGUGUAACAGGAAAGAUCGAGGCUGGUUAUAUUCAGACGGGAGACAAAGUGCUGGCAGUGCCUCCCAAUGAAAGCUGUACAGUUAAAGGAAUCACGCUCCACGAUGAGGCUCUGGACUGGGCUGUGGCAGGAGACCACGUCAGCCUCACAGUCACCGGGAUAGACAUCAUCAAGAUUAAUGUCGGCUGCGUGUUGUGCGAUCUCAAAGAGCCAAUCCGAGUCUGCACUCGAUUCAGAGCCAGGAUCCUGCUCUUUAAUAUCGAGGUUCCCAUCACGCAAGGCUUUCCGGUGCUGCUGCAUUACCAGACAGUCAGCGAGCCGGCCACCAUUAAGAAACUGAUCAGCGUUCUACACAAGAGCAGUGGAGAAAUCCUUAAAAAGAAACCAAAGUGUUUGAGUAAGGGUAUGAAUGCGAUUGUGGAGAUUCAGACCCAGAGGCCGGUGUCAUUAGAGCUAUACAAGGACUACAAAGAACUGGGCCGCUUCAUGCUGAGAUACGUAGGCUCCACCAUCGCCGCAGGUGUUGUCACAGAGAUCAAAGACUGAAGGUCCUUUCCACGAACAAAGAGCCAUUCAGAUCGUGCUCAGCAGCUAUUUUUUUUUUUUUUUGCAGCCAGAGACACUGUGCAGUUCUUCCCAGAGAUGCCGCUCACUGAGUCAGAGCUCCAUUUUUAUCUAUCAGCUCUCCCAUGGCUGCAGUGGCUGCCUGACCAUCACCAUCAACACUAACGUCACCCAGGAAGCACGUCUCUAAUAAAGUUAAUACAGUAAUCAGACUUUAAAAUAAAGCAACCGUACUGGAAGGAUUCAAAUUGAAGGAGCUGCAGCUGAUCGUUAAUCCCGACCGAUGUGGCACUCUGCUUUAUUCAGCUUCAUGAACAAGUCCAAAAUUCUCUCUCUCUCUAUUUAGAAACAACUUGGUUUACAGAAGGGUUUUUCUUUUCGUGGAUGUUUUUCUUAUCAAAAAUUAAUCUAAAGCUUGAAAAACAUGUCUGUUUGAAAUCAAAGGAAAGCUAAAAACUAAGAAAUCAGCUGUUUUUGCGUCCUAAGUUAGCUCAGGGGUGAGGACGGUGAACAAAAUUUGAAUAAUUUUUUUUUUUUUUUUAGUUUGUUAAACAAGAGGGAAUAUCUACUUUAAAGGUGGCACAAGCGAUUUCAAACGCUUCUUCUAAUGAAAACUCAAGUGAGGCAGCGUAUUCAGAAGGGCUUCUGUUCGUUUUUACCUCAUUAAGAGGUGGAAGUAUUUUAUUUGGAAAAAGAUACAAAAAAUUAAACCUGCACCUGCUGCUUGUGGUUUAUGCUUUGACAUAAAAAAAACUGAAUCUAGUGGACAACAGCAACAGAAUAAUGGCAUCAAAGUUCCUAAUUAUCACAAAAAAGGUGAAUUUCAAGCUGAUUUCAAUGCAUCUGUUCAGAACUGGCAAACCUUAUGUAAAAGUAUGGAGGUUAUAACAUCAAAGCUAUAUACCGCUUGCCUUGUUUUGCCAAACUGGAAACCAGCAUACAAAGCCUCUUGUCAGAGCUGUCACUGACGGCACCCAGAAGGGGUUCCAGGAUAAAUAAAAAUUACAACAUGCCUAAAAUU